UUGCGUACUUCCGGCUUAGAUUUUUUCAUCCAUGCUCCCGAAACGGUGAAUCUUCAAUUAGAAAGGCAGACUGAAGAACAAGACCUAGUAAAACCAUCGCCAUAAUGUUUAAACUGGAAGGACUCGGACCUAAAAUGGACCCAGAGGAGAUGAAGAAGAAAAUGCGACAAGAUGUCAUCUCAUCUUUACGAAACUUUCUUAUUUACGUCGCCCUUCUCAGAGCCACCCCAUAUGUGCUAAAGAAGCUGGACAGCAUAUGAAAGAAGCAGCUGGUCUCUUCUUCCGCCAUCCAUUCAGAGUUCACUGCACUGACAGUAUGGACCAUCAUCAGCAGACAGCAAAUCCUGUUGAAGAUGACCAGUGUCUGUCCAUCACUGCACCUGAGGAAACACCUUGUUCUCAUUCCUUGUUGUUCAUUUUAGACUGCCUUUCUUGUUCAACAUAUUGUGAUCAUUGUUAAAUGCAAAGUUUGAUAGAAUACCUGCCCUGUUCACACAAUAAAGGGAAACUGUGUUUAUUUUGUUGGUUUGUGAUAGAUUGCAGACCUGCACACAUGGAAUGGAAACUGUUAAACUGCAUUAGACAUUUUACAGUAGUGUACCAGAAAUGUUUACUGCCAGACAAACAUUUGUGAACAUUUUCAGUGAGUUUUAAAUCUUAAUGUAAUCAUCAUAUCACUGAAAAUAAAACGGGAAGUGUC
Molecule: messenger RNA, 700 nt
Organism: Siniperca chuatsi (mandarin fish)
Lineage: Eukaryota; Metazoa; Chordata; Actinopteri; Centrarchiformes; Sinipercidae
Gene: tomm5
Product: translocase of outer mitochondrial membrane 5 homolog (yeast)
Exons: 2
Coding region: 105-260 (51 amino acids)
Cellular component (GO): mitochondrial outer membrane translocase complex
Source: RefSeq, a predicted model, not a curated record